AUCCCUUCCCAGUUUCCACUAUGGCAAAGCUCACCGUUCUUGUAGCCACCUUCAUAGCCCUCCUCUUAGUGGUGGACGCCUCCAUUUACCGAGCCACCGUGAUCAUCGACGACGGUGGUGAUGAUGCAGAAAACCAACCUCGGAAAAGUUGUAGCCGGGAGAUCCAGCAGGCGCAGAAUCUGAGGGAUUGCGAGGAACAUAUAAGACGAACAGUCAAAGGCCAACGAGGUGCAGAGGAUGAAAUUGAGAACAAAUCGGACCAAUUUCAGAGGUGCUGCAACCAACUUCAGCAGAUGGAUAGCAGCCAGUGCCGAUGCGAGGGUCUGAGUCAGGCGGUUCGCCGGUUACAGAGCAAGGGAAAGCUUCAAGGUCAAGAUGUCCAGAAAGCUUACAGGACGGCUGAGACCUUAACAUCGCAGUGCCAUGUAUCUCCAAGACAAUGCCAAAUGCAGCCGAGCUGGUCGGUGUAGAAGAAAUAUAUAGCAGCACUAGCUAAGUGGCCAACCGCACGGGAUAUAUGCACAUAGAAAUAAUCAUCGCUGCUCCGGCAAUUUAGCCGGAGAUAGAUGAUUACUACUAGUGUUAAUUAAUAAUAAGCGCAUUAUCGUGUGUGGUUAAUUAUUGCUGUGAGUUUUAAGACGCCAUACACAUAUAUAUGCAUAUGCUGUGAAUUACCCUGCUAAUGAUAAUAAUAUAUUUUUGUG
This is a messenger RNA of Manihot esculenta (cassava), 704 nucleotides long. Its product is annotated as 2S albumin seed storage protein. Gene Ontology annotation, molecular function: nutrient reservoir activity. The transcript has a single exon. The record is from RefSeq and is a predicted model, not a curated record. Lineage: Eukaryota; Viridiplantae; Streptophyta; Magnoliopsida; Malpighiales; Euphorbiaceae. Bases 21 to 470 code for a protein of 149 amino acids.